Messenger RNA from Aphidius gifuensis, 3788 nucleotides. It is a transcript of the gene rb, whose product is annotated as AP-3 complex subunit beta-1. Gene Ontology annotation, biological process: vesicle-mediated transport; intracellular protein transport. The record is from RefSeq and is a predicted model, not a curated record. The coding region runs from base 127 to 3414 and encodes 1095 amino acids. The transcript is spliced from 4 exons. Gene Ontology annotation, cellular component: membrane coat; AP-3 adaptor complex. Lineage: Eukaryota; Metazoa; Arthropoda; Insecta; Hymenoptera; Braconidae.
GUACUUAUUAUGUGUACAAUAUGGACGCCCACUAAGCAGUGUUUCAUCUGUCAAAAAAUAAAAAAAAUCUCAAAACUAUCACAUUUGUUAUAGUUUAAUUAGAUAAAUAAUUUUAAAAUUAUAAAAAUGUUGACUGCAGCAGCAAGUACACUGUCAAAUAAUACAGUUAGUUCAUAUAGCAAUGACAGGCCUUAUGGUGCUGGUGGUAGUGAACCAGAAAUUGGCACUGAUCCGGCUUCAGAUAGAUUUUUUCAUUCAGACUAUAAAAAACAUGAAGAUUUAAAACAAAUGUUAGACUCUAACAAAGAUGGAUUAAAACUUGAAGCUAUGAAAAGAAUAAUUGGUAUGGUUGCAAAAGGUAGAGAUGCAUCAGAAUUAUUUCCAGCAGUUGUUAAAAAUGUUGUAUCAAAAAAUAUUGAAGUUAAAAAAUUAGUAUAUGUUUAUUUGGUACGUUAUGCUGAGGAUCAACAAGAUUUAGCAUUAUUAUCAAUAUCAACAUUUCAACGUGCAUUGAAAGAUCCAAAUCAAUUAAUAAGAGCAAGUGCAUUACGUGUAUUAUCAAGUGUACGUGUAUCAAUGAUUGUACCAAUUGUUAUGUUAGCAAUAAAAGAUUCAUCAAGUGAUAUGUCACCAUAUGUACGUAAAACAGCAGCUCAUGCAAUACCAAAACUUUAUUCAUUAGAUUCAGAACAAAAAGAUGAAUUAAUAAGUGUAUUGGAAAAAUUAUUAUCUGAUAAAACAACACUUGUUGUUGGUUCAGCUGUUAUGGCAUUUGAAGAAGUAUGUCCAGAAAGAAUUGAUCUUAUCCAUAAAAAUUAUCGUAAAUUAUGUAAUUUAUUAGUUGAUGUUGAUGAAUGGGGACAAGUUGUUAUUGUUAAUAUGUUAACAAGAUAUGCUAGAACACAAUUUAUAAAUCCAAAUUUGGAUGAUAUUGAAGAUGAUACUGAUCGUCCAUUUUAUGAUGAUGAUGAUGAUUCUGAUUCUGAUGAAUCAACAAUUAAAAAAAAAACAAAAUUAACACUUGAUUCUGAUCAUCGUUUAUUAUUAAGAAAUACAAAACCAUUAUUACAAAGUCGUAAUGCAUCAGUUGUCAUGGCUGUUGCACAGUUGUAUCAUCAUAUUGCACCAAAAAGUGAAGUUAUAAUUGCUGCUAAAGCAUUAAUACGUUUAUUAAGAAGUCACAGAGAAGUACAAAGUAUUGUUCUUCAUUGUAUUGCUAGUAUAUCAGUAACAAGAAAAGGUAUAUUUGAACCAUUUUUAAAAUCAUUUUUUGUACGUACAUCAGAUCCAACACAUAUAAAAUUAUUAAAAUUAGAUAUAAUGACAAAUUUAGCAACUGAAACAAGUAUUGGAAUAAUAUUACGUGAAUUUCAAACAUAUAUAUCAAGUAAUGAUAAAGAGUUUGUUGGUGCAAGUAUACAAGCAAUUGGACGUUGUGCAAGUAAUAUUAAAGAAGUAACUGAUACAUGUUUAAAUGGUUUAGUAUCAUUAUUAAGUAAUCGUGAUGAAGUUGUUGUUGCUGAAAGUGUUGUUGUUAUUAAAAAAUUACUUCAAACACAACCAAAUGAACAUAAAGAUAUAAUAGCACAUAUGGCUAAAUUAAUGGAUUUUAUAACAGUACCACAAGCACGUGCAUCAAUACUUUGGUUACUUGGUGAAUACUCUGGUAGAGUACCAAAAAUAGCACCAGAUGUAUUACGAAAAAUGGCAAAAAGUUUUAUUAAUGAAAAAGAUAUUGUUAAAUUACAAAUAUUAAAUUUAGCUGUUAAAUUAUGUUUAAAUAAUCCAGAACAAACAAAAUUAUUUUGUCAAUAUGUAUUUCAAUUGGCAAAAUAUGAUCAAAAUUAUGAUAUACGUGAUCGUGCACGUUUUUUAAAAUAUUUUAUAUUUAAUGAUGAUAAUAAUCAAAAUAUUAAAAAAUUACCUGAAUUUGCUAAAAAAAUUUUUUUUGCCCAGAAACCAGCACCAAAUUUAUCAUCAAGAAUAAAAGGUUCACAAUAUCAACUUGGUACAUUAUCACAUUAUUUAGAUAUGUCAUGUAAUGGUUAUCGUCAAUUACCUGAUUUUCCUGAUACACCACCAGAUCCAACAGUUCGUGAUGUUGCUGAGCCUGUGUCUGCACAUGAAUUACGUGAUAAUAAUAAACGUCAUCAUACUAAAAAAGAUAAAAAAGAUAAAAAAAUUAAAGAAAAAAAUUUUUACAGUGAAGAUGAUAAUACACCAGUUGAUGAAACUGAUGAUUCUGAUGAUAAUUCAGAUGAUGAUGAUACAUCAAGUGAAUCUUCAGAUAAUGAUAGUGAAUCAUCUGAUUAUUCAACAGAUGAAUCUAAAAAAAUAAAAAAACAAAGCACAAAAUGUAAAAUAAAAUCAUCUAAAUCUGAUAGUUCUGAUAGUGAAGAAGAAGAAACAGAUAGUAAUGAAUCUGAUUCAGAUUCAGAUUCUGAUUCUAAUGAUGAAGAUGAGGAUGAGGAUGAUGGUGAUGAUGAUGAUGAUAAAUCAAAUGAUUCAUCUGAUAAUGAAAUUAUUGAUAAAAAAAAUAAUAAAAAAUUACAAAAAAAUAUCACUGUUAAUGUCAAAGAACAAAUUAAAACAAAAAAUAAUCUUGAUUUAUUAUUAGAACUUGAUGAUAUUGUACCAAUGACACCAAUUAUGACACCAAGUCUUGGUGGUUUAUUAACACCAAUGAAUAUUAUUCCAAUUGAUGGUAUUAAAGAAGUAACAACAUCAUUUAUACCAAUUAAAAAAAUUGAAUUAAUUAAUAAAAUAAAUGGACUUGGUUUAUGUGUUGAAUCAAGAUUUACAAGAAAUCAACAUCUUGUUAAUUCAUCAUUAGUUAGUAUUGAACUUAAUUUUAUCAAUGCUAGUAAUGAACCAAUUAAAAAUAUUAAAAUCGGCAAUAGAAACUUAUCAUCAGGAAUGUCAAUUCAUGAUUUUUCACCAAUUAAUAUUUUACAACCAAAUAUGAAUAUAACAUCAAUACUUGGAAUUAAUUUUAAUGAUUCAAUGCAACCAGCUAAUUUUAAUAUUGAUUUUACAAUUGGUGAUAAAUUUAAUUCAAUUUGUGUUAAUUUAAAAGCACCAAUUGGUGAAAUUAUAAGAGCUAUUCAAUUAUCAGAUAAAAUGUUUAUUUGUGAAAAAGAAAAGCUUAAAGGAAUGAAUGAGCAUUGUGUUAAAAUUAAUUUUUCUGGUAAUAAUAGAGAUCUUGUGCAAAAAGUAUUUGAAGCUGCUAAUCUUUCUGUUAUUUCUAAUGAUAAUAACAUUACAAGAUUUGCUGGUCAUACAUUAACAUCAAAAUCACUGACACUAGUGACUAUUAAAAAUCUUGAUAAUCAACAGUAUGAAGUGUGUGUUAAUUGUGAAAAAAUGGUUAUUGGCUCAAUGUUGUUAAAUGAAAUAAAAGGUAAUUUACACUAAAUUACCUGAAAAAUUUUAAAUGAUAAAUUUUCAAAAAUUAUUAUUAAAAAAAAAAAAUUUAUAUUAUAUUAUAUAUUUAAAAAAAAAUGGGAAAGUUUAUACAAAUAUAUUUACAAUACUCUCCAUUAAGUCUUCAGUAAACUUUCAUUCCACUUAUGAUUUUAAAAUAAAUUUAAAAUAAAUCAUGUUAAUUUUUAAAAUGUUUUUUUAAAAUAAACCAUACAAGUUUUGCAGAGCCUUCUGUUCCACCAUCUUCAAUUUCCCAAAAUCGUAAUCUAUAUUCUUUUUGUUUAAUUAAGAAUUUUUUUAACACUUUAAUAAAAGAAAGAAAAAAGUAUAUGUAUAUUUUGUUAAAUUAAAUAAUAUAAAAAAUG